GCUAAUGAGGCUCCAUUUCAGCUCUCUCCACACCAUCUCCAAGACAUCAACAGCUUUUACACUUGCUUGUUAAGCCAAAAUCAUGUUUCUUGCAAAGGCUUUAUUGGAAGGGGCCGAUCGAGGCCUUGGAGAGGCUCUUGGAGGCCUUCUUGGAGGAGGCGGUCAGAGAAGAGGAGGAGGAGGGGGAGGAAGAAAUAUCGGAGGGAUAGUUGGAGGAAUUGUGAAUUUCAUCAGCGAGGCUGCAGGAGCUCAGUACACCCCAGAACCACCUCCCACUCAGCAGCAUUUCACCAAGGUGGAGGCCAAUGAAAGGGAGGAAGUUCGUCGGUUUCGGCAACAGUUUGCCCAGCUGGCGGGACCAGACAUGGAGGUGGGUGCCACUGACCUAAGGAAUAUUCUCAACAAAGUCCUUUCUAAGCACAAGGACCUGAAGACUGACGGCUUUAGCCUUGACACCUGCCGGAGCAUUGUGUCUGUGAUGGACAGUGACACAACUGGCAAGCUGGGCUUCGAAGAAUUUAAGUACCUCUGGAACAACAUCAAGAAGUGGCAGUGCGUUUAUAAGCAAUAUGACAAGGAGCGGUCUGGGUCCCUGGGAAGUUCUCAGCUGCUCGGGGCUCUGCAGGCAGCGGGUUUCCAGCUAAAUGAACAACUUUACCAAAUGAUCGUCCGCCGAUAUGCCGAUGAGGAUGGCAGCAUGGAUUUCAACAAUUUCAUCAGCUGCCUGGUCCGCCUGGAUGGCAUGUUCCGUGCCUUCAGAUCCCUGGAUAGAGAUGCAGAUGGCCUUGUUCGAGUGUCCCUCCAGGAAUGGCUGCAGCUGACCAUGUAUUCCUAAAGCCAGCGCCCUCCCCGAGGACAGGACUCCUGAAAGCCUCGCCACGCAGUCCUCACUAUGGCUGAUACCCUGUCCCAGAGCUGUCAUUUCCGGCGAGCUCGUACACCUCCCUGCAUGCUUCUGAACUGGGGCUGCCUUUUAGCGUCUAAUUAAAACAUUUUUUUUUUAAAU
Molecule: messenger RNA, 1006 nt
Organism: Neomonachus schauinslandi (Hawaiian monk seal)
Lineage: Eukaryota; Metazoa; Chordata; Mammalia; Carnivora; Phocidae
Gene: CAPNS2
Product: calpain small subunit 2
Exons: 1
Coding region: 83-835 (250 amino acids)
Molecular function (GO): calcium ion binding
Source: RefSeq, a predicted model, not a curated record